Molecule: messenger RNA, 2783 nt
Organism: Taeniopygia guttata (zebra finch)
Lineage: Eukaryota; Metazoa; Chordata; Aves; Passeriformes; Estrildidae
Gene: TBCE
Product: tubulin folding cofactor E
Biological process (GO): cytoskeleton organization
Molecular function (GO): protein binding
Source: RefSeq, a predicted model, not a curated record
GCACAGAGCGGCUCCGCCGGUCUGGGAGCAGCCCGGGCUCCGGCGGCCCCGGGAUGGCCGCUGCGGUGCCUCCCGAUGCGCUGGGUCGGCGGGUCGCCUGUGGCACCGACUAUGGGACCGUGCGCUAUGUGGGCAGCGUGUCUCCUACUGCAGGAAUUUGGCUGGGUGUGGAAUGGGAUGAUCCUCAGAGGGGAAAGCAUGAUGGCAGCUAUGAAGGAACACAGUAUUUUAAGUGCAGGCAUCCUAAAGGAGGAUCAUUCAUCCGGCCAAACAAGGCAAAUUUUGGAGUAGAUUUUCUUACUGCAGUAAAGGAUCGGUAUGGAUUGAACGAUAAGCAAGAUGCUCUGUGUGGGACAGGGGAUACAGUAGUAUUUGGAACGAAGACUGUGGAAUUUGUUGGCAUGGAUUCCGUUGCAGAACAGCAAAGACAGCUGAACAAACUGGUGGAUAUCUCAGUGCGUGAGUGUGCAGUGAGCCAUGCUGGUCAGGAAGAGGAAAUCAGCAGAACGUGUGUCAAUAUGAGGCAUAUAAACCUAUCAAAAAAUCUGAUAUCAUCUUGGGAGACAGUAAUAGCUAUUGCUUCUCAAGUUCAAAAUCUGGAAACACUUAAUGUCAGUGAAAACAAAAUGAGAUUUCCAUCUACAUCAACUUUUACAUCCAGUGCAUUUUCAAACUUGAAGAUUCUGGCACUUAAUCAAACUGAAAUAACAUGGACAGAGGUUCUUCUUUGUGCUCAAGGAUGGCCAGUACUUGAAGAGUUGUACCUUUCUUCUAAUAAUAUUACAGUUCUGGAAAGGCCUGAUAAUGUCCUGCAGACCCUGAAGUUGUUAGACCUUUCAGACAACCAGCUACUGGAUGGAAAUCAACUGCAUCUCAUAGCACAUCUCCCCAGAUUAGAACAGCUAAUACUUAGAAAUACUGGGAUAUCAUCUAUAUACUUUCCUGAUGCUGGAUUUGGAUGCAAAACUAAAAUGUUUCCUUCACUAAAACGCCUUGCAAUAAAUGAAAAUAAAAUAUCACAGUGGUCAUCUAUCAAUGAGCUUGAUAAACUGCCAAGUUUGCGGGCACUGCAGUGUAACAAUAACCCCAUCAUGGACACAGAGAAGAACCCAGAGACCCUGAUACAGCUCAUUAUUGCCAAGAUAAGUCAGUUGGAGGUUUUGAACAACUGUGAGAUCCUUCCUGCUGAAAGAAGAGGAGCAGAGCUUGAUUAUCGCAAAAUAUUUGGAAAGGACUGGCUAGAAGCUGGUGGGCAUUGGAACCCAGAGAAAAACAAACCAAGUGAAGAAUUUCUUGCUGCCCAUCCCAGAUACCCAAUACUUUGUCUUAAAUAUGGAGCACCUGAAGAAGGAGAACUGAAGAGACAACAGCCUUUGACUCUGAAAAAUCAGCUCCUGACUUUGACAAUUAAGUGUCCUGAGAAACCUGAACAGAAGCCAGUAGAGAAAAAACUACCAGAGUCUAUGACUAUUCAGAAGGUCAAAGGACUGCUGUAUCGCCUAUUUAAAAUUCCUGGCUCAGACCUGAAACUGUCCUACAAAAGUUCUAAAUUGGAAGGAAAAGAAGUCGAACUAGACAAUGACUUAAAGCCUUUGCAGUUUUACUCAAUAGAAAGUGGAGACUGUGUGUUAGUACGAUGGUAAGAAGGGACUCUCUUGCUGGACUGCAGGAAGAACUGACACAAGAACUGCAGAAGAGAGACAGACACACGGACAGCCUGUGCCUGAACAGACAGACAGGUGAAUAUGAGUUUCACAUACGUGGCACCAAAGGGCUGUACAAUUGUACUUUCAGCUCCUCAACUUGAUCAUCAGCCUCCAUGAAAACAUCUGCUCCUGUGUCCUACUGGAGAGAUACCAAAUAGUGCUUAAAUGCUUCAAUUAAAUAAAACUCAAGGUCAUCCUUUUGCCAAGAUUUUAUACAGCCUGCCCCCAGCAGUGGUGAGAAUUUGUUUUACUGAACCGAGUACAGGGCUGAGUUGUGAUCUCUUUGCUGUUAAGACAAGAUCAGUGCUGCACUGAGAGGCCACUUGCCCUUUGUUUUCACCUACAUCCAACAACCUUAAUGUGAACAAAACCCAGCAGUAUUUUUAGAAGCAUCUAUCUUAGAUGAUUAGGGUCAAAAUCUGCCAGACUUCCUUUCUACCCACAUUAUAAAUAAGUUCUCAGCACACUGCAGGGCAUUGCUAUUUAUUUUACAGUCUUUAGCAUACUGUUCCUCAAUCUUACUUUUCUUAUUUUACCUCAGAUCAUAUCUAGUCAGAGUGAGCUCUCAGAAAUCCCUCCUAUAUCAGGCCAAGCUUGCUGUACUUAAAGAUCUGGUAUAAGCAAACCUAGAUUUUUUUUUUUAAAUUUAAAAUGACAAAGGUAUAAACAAACCAAUCACAAAUCCUAACCCCCACUGCUGUCCCUGUUCCUGCACAGAUGAGGGCAAUCCCUCAGACAGCACAGAACCUGCUGCAGCAAGACUUACCAGCUGGUGCUGAGCACAACUCUCCAUGGGAUCCUGGAACACCCUAUCAAUCAAUCAAUCAAGUGGUAGUGCUUUAAUUUACAAAAGACAGGCUAGUUGGCAUUCUUAUGUGCAUUUAUUAAUUACAAGUAGGUCUUUGACUUUAUAUAAAAAGGAUUUUGUUUUUUUUAAUCUUGAACAUUUUGGUUUUUGUCUGAUGAACAUCUAUACUAUAGAAAAUGAAUUGUAUCAGUCCACUUGUAAUUAUCAAAAGGGAUGUGCAAAUAUUGUUAUACUUUAGUUGAAACCCAGCAUUAAAAGGUACCUUAAUA